AUGUCUAGUAAUCUACCAACACCUGAACGGUUGCCACCUCACCUCUCUGAAUUUUCGUCCAUAGUAAACAAUACACAGCUGGAGAUCUCGACUAACGGCACCCCCAAGACUGUCAGCAAUGUCGACGUGACAACUCCCUUCCAGAGAUUGAGUGUAUCGCAGAACAGUCGUCGUCCCUCAAGUAUUAACUCUGUGGGAUCAUCUAUUGCGGAUUUAGAGACCCUGAUAACGCAGAAGGACGUGAAGAGUACUAAGGAAACCCUUAAGAAUUUAGCUCAGGCAAGUGCCAGGUAUCACAAGUCUCUUACGGAAAAUUCACAAGAUUCUGGCGAUAUUGCCCAUUUACUAGAGAAAUUGGCUAAAUUGAAAGGUUGUAAUGAUGAUACUUCUAUGAAAUUAUUGAGUUCUAGUGGGUUAUUCCAUUUAAUUUCGAAUCAUCAAUUGAUACUUGCAAAAAUUAUAAAGGACACUUUAGUGAAUAAUAACAUAUUGAGUGAAUUUGAUGAAGACUCUAAAAAAUUGUAUUCUGAAUUUAAAUUGAAGAACAAGCAGGAGAAUGCUAAUUUGAAAAGAAGGGAACGUGUUAAUUCCAAGUUACUUAAGAAACAUGAUAAAAAUUUGGUUUCCUACAGAGAUAGUUUAAAUUCUUUACAGGAUCAAUUGAAUGUAAUUGAAACGUUAAGGUUCAAUUUUUUCAAGGAUUCCUAUGAUUUAGUCGAUAGGACGAGCGCCCACGUAUUAAAGAAUUUUGCAGAUGUCUCAAUGGCACAGAUUGAACUGUUUGAAAAUAUAGCUCGUAAAGGCUGGUCCGGUGGUGGAUUAGACGAUUUAUUGAUCGGUGCUGACGAUAUGUUUAGCAAAUCUGCUGUAGGUGAAGAUGAACAAGGAGAUGAAAGAAAUGAAGAUGAAGCUGAAUGUAGUACUAAUAUCACGACAGGAAGUGUGCCGACUAUGAAAAGUAAUGUUUCAAACUUUAGAAAGGAUUCUGUUCCAACGAGUACUUCAAGCAAUGAUAACGACAAUACCAAUGAAGAACAAGAAGAAGAGGAGGGGGAAAAUGAGGAAGAUGACAUUUACAAUAAUUCGUUUUCUUUACCGUUGACGCAUGGUGAUGAACCAUAUAACGAAAAUACCAAUCCAGAUGAACUUGAUUCCAUAGAUAAAUCAUCAAAUUUGUAA
Messenger RNA from Kazachstania africana CBS 2517, 1179 nucleotides. RefSeq names its product Ivy1p (gene IVY1). The transcript has a single exon. Gene Ontology annotation, biological process: vacuole fusion, non-autophagic. NCBI's taxonomy places the organism in Eukaryota, Fungi, Ascomycota, Saccharomycetes, Saccharomycetales, Saccharomycetaceae. Gene Ontology annotation, cellular component: fungal-type vacuole membrane. Gene Ontology annotation, molecular function: phospholipid binding. Bases 1 to 1179 code for a protein of 392 amino acids. The record is from RefSeq and is a predicted model, not a curated record.